UGAACCCACUAAAGACCAGCUAGAUGACCUCCACCUGAUUCAACGGUCAUCAGGAUCCCACAAUCCGACAUCGGUGGUUUUGCGCAUUUAGUAUCUCAUCAACAAAGUGAAAUUACCGAUAAGAGCAAAUAAUAAUGAUCAAGGCGUUGAUAAUGAGUAAUGAGCAGCUUGGAUUAUCGGCUACACAUCGACUGAUAAACCAACAGUGCGCAUCUAAGAUCCGGAUUAGUUUCACGGUUUUAUGUGCUAAUGUUUUACGUUUUAGUGACUAGUGAUGAAGUAACUGGUGCCAAUACAAUAGCCAUAAGCUGAUAUUGACCCACAGUUAUGUCGGAUCCAAAUCCUGACCCCAAAAGUGCAUGCUUGGACCAACCGAUUGGCAAAGUUAGCAAUGGGGCAAAGCCAGUUGCUUGGGAAGAGAGAGAUUCUGAAGCUCCAAAAAGUGAAGAACCACACGAGAACAGUUCUUCAAACGAGCCAAAUAAUCAGCCGCUCCGAACCCAGUCCGACGACUCCUCUCAGAACCACCUAUCGAAAAGCGAGGAGUUUUUAGGGCAAAUUCCCUCAAACUUGAAGAGGAACUCGAGUGACUCCAGACUCAGCGAACAAGAGCUCAGAAAUGGCCAGUGGCGUUACAGUGACUUGCUGAAACACGACUCUGAAACAGCAAAGGAAAAACCAAUGGCGGACAGUAACCGAGAGGAAGACGCAAAAGACGCACAUGUUGAGGACAGCAAGUUAGUGCAAAGCGAGAGUGAAAAUGCCGAGAAAGAAACGGAAACCCGACUUUCCGAAAGCAGCGACUCCGAGCUGGAGGAAGUGGAGCUGAGGAAGCCGAAGGCGCUGAGUUUAAGGCGGGUGAUUAGUAGAAGCGUGCGAGGCUCCAUCAGAUUGGUAAAAGGCAUGAGGCCCAAGAGCGAGGGUGAAGCCGCAAAUAAAGAAAAAAGUGCUUCGAAUGAAAAGUGCAAGUUUAUGAAGCAGGUUGUGACCGCAGUACAGGAAAGCACUCAACCACCGACGACGCUAUUUUUGUAAGUAUUUCUUUUUUUAGUUAAAUUGAAAAUUCGCCUUCACAGAUUGGGUCACCUAAUUUACCAACGUUCUCUUUCGCUCCUGCAAAAUACUGGGACAUUGUCACGCAGUGGCACUCCGGCUCCGGAUUUUGUCCUGCGUGCUCGCGUUGCAGCAGAAAACAUACGGCAGGAUAGUCGAUAUCCAGUUUUUCCGUCGCGAUCUUCCACCGUAAAUUUGCACACACGAAAAGUGCCAGGCAAGUGAGACGGUUAAUCGAAAAAAGAGGCUUCAAUUUUGGUUUUUACAUUCCGGUCAAAGAAUCUGCGGUGGACAAACGCAGGUAAGUGACCCAGUCCUGCGGCGUUGUUCAAUUGACUGGCUAAUUUUGCAACAGCCGCAGGCCAAAGGCUUGAGUUGCUGUUUUUCUGGCAAAGAAUCAGCUGUGCAUGUGGGUUAUUGAUGCUUUAUAUAAAAAGUUCGUAUUUUAAUGCUCUAUCCGGCGAUUACGACCGGUUCUGGACAUUUAAGCCAAAAUCUAAAGCCGAUUUUCAAAAUUCGCGUUAAUUUUUCAUUUCCGCAUUUUACGGGAAAACCAAAAACAUUUCUAAAUUGAUGUUUCAUAUAGAAAAGUGCUUGUAUUUACGGUCUAUCCGGCAAUGGCAACUGGAGCUUUAGAGCUCAAUCGGUUCUACAUCUAUACCGCAACCAGGAACGAAGCUGCAUGUGGCCAUCUGGAAAGAAAGAACAGAACGCUUUAGUAUAACUUAUAAUCAUAGAACUUCAGUAUAUUUUAUAUUAAAAAGUGCGUAUUUUAAUGAUCUAUCUGGCAAUGCCAACGGGAGCUUGACAGCUCAACCGGUUCUCUAAAUAUGAGCCAAAG
Molecule: messenger RNA, 1894 nt
Organism: Dendroctonus ponderosae (mountain pine beetle)
Lineage: Eukaryota; Metazoa; Arthropoda; Insecta; Coleoptera; Curculionidae
Exons: 4
Coding region: 328-1035 (235 amino acids)
Source: RefSeq, a predicted model, not a curated record